Messenger RNA from Cephus cinctus (wheat stem sawfly), 790 nucleotides. RefSeq names its product PHD finger-like domain-containing protein 5A (gene Phf5a). Gene Ontology annotation, biological process: mRNA splicing, via spliceosome. Bases 326 to 658 code for a protein of 110 amino acids. The transcript is spliced from 3 exons. Gene Ontology annotation, cellular component: precatalytic spliceosome; U2 snRNP; catalytic step 2 spliceosome. The record is from RefSeq and is a predicted model, not a curated record. NCBI's taxonomy places the organism in Eukaryota, Metazoa, Arthropoda, Insecta, Hymenoptera, Cephidae.
CGUUCAUUAUCGCGGUCAACUCGGCUACGAUGGGAUACGCAUUAUCGACGGAGGCGAUGAUCACAAGAUCCUACUCCCGGGCUCGUUGCUACGAUUUAGCGUCAUGCUUUUGGUCUCGUUUAAAAGCGGAGCGUUGUGCAUCUCCUUACCCAUUUCUGUUAUUUGUUCCAUGAUUUUCAAACUAUAAUACAAAUUCAGGCAUUUGCUUGAUAUGCUUGAUUAAGUUUUCUGUACAAACAUUAAUUUAUUUUACAGUAAAUAUUUCAACAGUGUCGUCAAAAUUAACUGCAAUAUUAUCCAAAUUGUGUUCUAACGGCAAACAAGAAUGGCGAAACAUCAUCCUGAUUUAAUUUUCUGUCGAAAACAACCCGGUGUUGCUAUUGGACGUCUAUGUGAAAAAUGUGACGGAAAGUGUGUUAUAUGCGAUUCAUAUGUGCGACCAUGCACUCUUGUAAGAAUCUGUGAUGAGUGUAAUUAUGGUUCGUACCAAGGACGUUGUGUCAUAUGUGGUGGACCUGGUGUAUCGGAUGCAUACUAUUGCAAAGAAUGUACGAUACAAGAAAAAGAUCGUGACGGUUGUCCAAAGAUUGUCAAUCUUGGAAGUUCCAAAACAGACUUAUUCUAUGAAAGAAAGAAAUAUGGUUUUAAGAGGCGAUAAUUUUACUAUUAAUAAAUACUUAGCUAUAACUUUUAUCACGAUAAUAAUGAAUCGAAGCUCAUACGAUGAGAAUUUACUACCACCAUACGCGUUUAAGAAAUAAGGAAAUAAAGUUUACAAAAUUUUUGAACA